Messenger RNA from Vombatus ursinus (common wombat), 558 nucleotides. It is a transcript of the gene SCGB1A1, whose product is annotated as secretoglobin family 1A member 1. Lineage: Eukaryota; Metazoa; Chordata; Mammalia; Diprotodontia; Vombatidae. Gene Ontology annotation, cellular component: cytoplasm. The transcript has 3 exons. Gene Ontology annotation, biological process: signal transduction. The coding region runs from base 54 to 380 and encodes 108 amino acids. The record is from RefSeq and is a predicted model, not a curated record.
AGUGAAGCUUCCACCUCCUCUCCAGACACAGGCUGACCAACUCCGGCUCCACCAUGAAGCUGACCAUUGUUCUCAGUCUGGUUGCCCUGGUCCUCUGCUGCAACUGGGCCUCUGCCCACGUUUGCCCUACUUUCCCAGAAGUGGCCAGCAUCCUCUUAAAGGGCACGCCCCAGCAAUAUCUCGAAGCCAUUCGGUGUUUCCAACCCGAUGAGGCCAUGGAGGCAGCUGGGAAGCUGCUGAAGGCAAAGGUGGACACCCUCUCGGACGCGACCAAAAUGGACAUCGGGAGGCUGAUGGUAAAUACGGGCCUUUGGGUUCUUUUACCGUCUCCUUCCACAGCGUCUCAACGGGUGGGAGCUGCUGCGGCCUCCUUUAGGUAAAAAUAUUGACCAGAAACUAAUGUCCAUCAAGCGGGCUUAUUUGGUUUCCCAGAUAUCACCAAACGCCGAAUCGCUGAACUCCAGUUCCCGGUGGUUUUGCCUCCAGUGCUCUCCCCAGCCCCGAUCUCUGUCCGUGUCCCCUCAGCUCUACUGCCCCAAAUAAACUGAAAGCAUUUGA